Molecule: messenger RNA, 1536 nt
Organism: Clonostachys rhizophaga
Lineage: Eukaryota; Fungi; Ascomycota; Sordariomycetes; Hypocreales; Bionectriaceae
Source: the annotation of a GenBank genome assembly
AUGUUACGCGUCUUGGCUCUGCUAGGCAAGUGCAUCCCUGAGGCUGACGGAGACCAGUGGCACCGGCAAGACAAGGGCGCAUACAACAUGCAGUGGACGCCGUUGGGAUCCAAUGAGGAGGUCGACAUUAGCACCUUGCCUCAUCGAGACCACGCGUUGUUUCUCAUUGGUGCGGCCAAGUUCUAUCUGAACAACUACCUGGGCCUCAUAGACGAGCCCGAAUUCACCAAAGGCGUUUAUGACCUCUACGAGAGACCGGCCGAGAAGGCAAACAGCUCGAGGACAUGGUACGCCCACUUCCUCCUCGUGCUUGCAUAUGGCAAAGCCUAUUCCAAAGGCGACAAUAGUCGAGGCCCUCCUGGAUCUCACUACGCGCUGCGAGCGAUGACGAUGCUUCCAGACAUGUCAGGACUUUAUGCCGACCCAGUUUUAUCUGUUCAGACCUUGACGCUAGCCUCCAUGUGGUUCCAGUCCGUAGAUAUGAGAAUCGCCGCUUACUACCAUAUUAGCCAAGCGAUGCGUACCUGUAUCAUGGAGGGUAUGCAUCGCCAUAUGCCCGAGCAAAUCGUCGGGGCCAAACAGUCAAAACGAGCAUGUGUGGCUUUUUGGGCGAUAUACACCAUGGAGAAGGAGUUUUCCUCAUCCAUAGGAGCCCCCAGUGCUCUGCAGGAUGAGGCUAUCACGGCCAAGCCUCCUUCGCAAAUGAACAGUUCCGUUGAUGCGGUGAACAUGGAGUUACAUGUGAGGCUAACCAGAUUGACUGCACGGAUCUUGUCAACGGUUUAUGGGGUGGGAAGGCAGUUCGAUAACACACUGAUUCCGAACACACAAUCCAUCCUCCGUGAGCUGGCUGAACUAUCUCGGGACUUGACCAACGUGCUCAGAACCCAUUUCCCCGGCACCUUUAGCAAAGCCUCACGGAUGGCGCAUCGACUGUGCGUGGUCCUUUCUACGCGGCCGCUCGUGAUGUGUGCGUUGCAAAUGCAUGUCGAGAAUUCAGAUACCUUGCCCCCAGUGGUGGUCCCUUUGACGUCGACGGUGGCCUCACUGCUCAGUUCAUGCGUCGAAUCUGCGCAUACGAUAUUAAACAUGCUUCGAAGUUUAGACGAGGAAGGCUUAUUAGACGCCUUCUUGCCCUUUCAACUUGACGCAGCGUAUUCUUCAGCGUUUAUCCUUCACCUCAUCAAACUAAUCAGCCCAUCCCUUCUACAAGAUCAGUCCUGGCCCCAUGACAUAGAAUACAUCUUCGAUCGGAUGAUUGCGUCGGGGAGUGUAGUCGCACCAGUGCGGAAACUGGAGCUACAACAACUGGAGAAUGCCAUGGCUGCUCUGAUACCCAGCACGGAGCAAUCUUGGGGUCUUGCUCCACGGGCAGGUUAUGUACAGGAACAGAACUUUGCACCGGAUGAUUAUUUCCGAGAUCCGUUCUGGCAUACAAUUACUUCUAACGGAGUGUCUGGGCUUUUGCCGCAGGAGAUUUUGGACUUGGCUGACCGGUUAGAUGUAGAGGAUGUGGCUUCCACGUCAAGUCAAUAA